CGAUCGUUACGCACGAGAGGGACUACCGGACAGUUUUCUCAUGUGCAGUUUGAAUGUUAGUAUAUGGUACUGAGAGAAACGCCAACUGCUUCUCUUCCUCUGACAUAUGCUAUUAUUAUGUCUGCGACAAAAAGUUAUGGAGUGAAGUAACCACAAGGACUUUGCGUAAAGCGUUUAUGCUCCAAUAUCUCAGCGCGUCGUUGCAUUUUAUUUUUCCCUUCUCUUCCUUAAGAUUUUGCCUGGUAUUUCAAGGAGAGCAACCUUUUCUGUUAUAGUUGAAGAUGUCAGCAAUUGAGAGACAGUGAGUUGUUUUCUUACAACAAAAUAACCAGGUGUACGAAUCGGGCAACAACUGUGAAAUUAUGUCUGCGAUUAGGAGGAAAUUUGGAGAGGACUAUCAGGUGGUCAAUACCAACCAAGCAGUCGGUUUCACUGCUCCGGCCAAACGGAAACGCCAGCGGUUCGUGGACAAGAACGGGCGCUGCAAUGUCCAGCAUGGUAACCUUGGCGGCGAGACCAGCAGAUACAUCUCGGAUCUCUUCACAACACUCGUGGACUUGAAGUGGCGAUGGAACCUAUUGAUUUUUCUCUUAACUUACACCGUUGCUUGGCUCAUAAUGGCAUUUAUGUGGUGGAUCAUCGCGUACAUUCGCGGGGACAUAAACCACGGGCACGACGAGUCGUACACCCCGUGCGUCGCCAACGUUUACAACUUUCCCUCGGCUUUCCUAUUCUUCAUCGAGACAGAAGCGACCAUCGGUUACGGUUACCGAUACAUAACAGAGAAGUGCCCGGAGGGCAUCAUCCUAUUCCUCUUCCAGUCGCUGCUCGGCUCCAUCGUUGACGCGUUCCUCAUCGGCUGCAUGUUCAUCAAGAUGUCCCAGCCGAAGAAGCGGGCGGAGACACUGAUGUUCAGCCAGGACGCUGUCAUCUCGCAGCGGGACGGCAAACUCUGCCUCAUGUUCCGUGUGGGGAACUUGCGGAACAGCCACAUGGUGUCGGCACAGAUCCGGUGCAAACUUAUCAAGUCUCGUCAGACCCCCGAGGGGGAGUUCCUGCCGCUGGACCAGCGUGAGCUGGACGUGGGCUUUGGGACGGGCGCGGACCAGCUCUUCCUCGUGUCGCCGCUCACCAUCUGCCACGAGAUCAAUCCCAAGAGCCCCUUCUUCGACCUGUCCAAGCGCUCGCUGAUGAACGAGCAGUUCGAGAUCGUCGUCAUUCUGGAGGGCAUCGUGGAGACCACAGGUAUGACGUGUCAGGCCCGUACGUCCUACACGGAGGACGAGGUGCUGUGGGGUCACCGCUUCCUGCCCGUCAUGUCCCUGGAGGACGGCUUCUUCCGGGUCGACUACUCGCAGUUCCACAACACGUUCGAGGUCAACACGCCGCCGCUCAGCGUCAAGGAGCAGGAGGAGAGCACCUCGCUGCCCUCGCCGCCGCCCGUCACGCCGCUGUCGCCGAGCCUCGGGGAGACGCGCGGCCGCCGCGAGCGCAUCUUCUCCCUGGGCGGGGUCUCCCACAUGGAAGAGCAGGGGCUCGGCGGCGGAGGGGGGCGGCUCCCCAGCAAGCUUCAGAGGAUGAGCUCGAGGAAUGGGAAAGAGGGUCUGAGACCCGGCGGAGGUGGAGGAGGAGGUGGAGGUGGAGCGCCACCCGCAGAGAAGGCGUCCAGCACGGGCGACCUGCCCCUGAGGGUCCAGCGCCUGGGCUCCAUCCCGUGCCAGCCGGGCGAGGCCGAGGAGCAGCUGCCGCUCCAGCUGCGGGCAGCGGGCAAGCCCGGCUCAGAGGCGCCCCCCGGAGGUGGAGGGGAGAGGGGGGAGCACGACCAGCACAGACUCCCGCUGGCCGCCGCGCCCGGCCCCAACCCCAUGGCCUCCGCAGGGGGCCGGCCGGAGGACAACUUGCCCGCCAAGCUGCGCAGGAUGAACGCGGACCGCUAACCUUUGAACUUUGAACUUGAAAAAAGAGUGAACUCCUUUGACCCUUGGCUAAUCAUCAGCGGGGUGACCAAGCAGGACUUUUAAGCAAUCAACCAAUCAGCAGGGCCC
Molecule: messenger RNA, 2045 nt
Organism: Sardina pilchardus (European sardine)
Lineage: Eukaryota; Metazoa; Chordata; Actinopteri; Clupeiformes; Clupeidae
Gene: kcnj19b
Product: potassium inwardly rectifying channel subfamily J member 19b
Exons: 3
Coding region: 363-1937 (524 amino acids)
Biological process (GO): regulation of monoatomic ion transmembrane transport; potassium ion import across plasma membrane
Cellular component (GO): plasma membrane
Molecular function (GO): G-protein activated inward rectifier potassium channel activity
Source: RefSeq, a predicted model, not a curated record